AUGACACUUCAUCCAUUCGACUCCAUCACCGACGCUGAGGUUAGACUCACCGGUAAGCUUAUCAAGGACCACCACAGCGGGUCUUAUGUCCACUUCACCCAGUUGGACAGAUUGGACCCUCCAAAGAAGGAUAUGAUCAAGUACCUGGACAUUGAGCGUUACGGAGGUGACUUGCCUUCCAUCGCCAGAAGAACGUACGCCUACUACUACUUGGACUCCAAGAUGCCUUUGUACAAGGCGAUCGUUAACGUCACUUACGGCCAUAUCAUCACCAGUUCCCCAGUCUCUGAUGUCAAUGCAGGUCCAUUGCUUCCAGAAGAUUUGGCGGAGAUUGAAGACUUGGCCUUGAAGCAUCCAAAGGUGCUUGCAGAGAUUGCAAAGAUGAAAUUGCCUUCCCAUAUCAAGGUUGCCAUCGACCCAUGGAUGUACGGUACAGAUUCCCUUGACGUUAAAGAGCCUUUGAUUCAAUGUUACACUUAUUUGAAAGUGGACCAUCCGGAUGCCAACCACUACUCUCUUCCAGUCAAGUUCUGUCCUGUCUUUAAGCUCUUGUCCAAGGAAUUUGUUCGUAUGGACUACUUGCCAGCUGGAUUUGACGAAAAGACAGUUGCGACCCAACCAUGGAUGGAAGUUCCAGCAGUGGAGUACCAUCCAGAUUUGAACGGUGAGACUGUUUUGCGUGAUAUUAAGCCACUCAUUGUUCAACAGCCAGAAGGUGCCUCUUUCACCAUUGAAGGUGGUAAAAUCACAUGGCAAGGGUGGGAGUUCAGAGCUGCAACCAACGCUAGAGAAGGUGUUGUGCUCUAUGACGUUCAUUUCAAAGGUCGUUCUUUGUUCUACAGAAUUGCUCUUAACGAGAUGACUGUUCCAUACGGUGAUCCAAGAGCUCCAUUCCACAGAAAGCAAGCCUUUGACUUGGGUGAUUGUGGUUUCGGUGUCAACGCAAACCAGUUGAACUUGGGAUGUGACUGUUUGGGUGUUAUCAAGUACUUGGACACUUUGCGUAUCAACCGUGACGCUGAGCCUAUCAAGUUGACGAACACAGUGUGUAUCCAUGAGCAAGAUUACGGAAUCCUGUUCAAGCAUGUCAACUACAGAAAUGGUAACUCCAUUGUCACAAGACGUCGUGAAUUUGUCAUUCAGACCAUUGCCACAGUUGGUAACUACGAGUACAUUGUCAACUUUGUCUUUGACCAAGUUGGUGCAAUCACUGUUCAAGUCAGAGCCACUGGUAUCUUGUCCACCAUGCCAAUUGACCAAGGUGUUCAAGUUCCAUGGGGUACUAACAUUGGUCCUGGUGUUAUGGCUGCUUACCACCAACAUUUGUUGUCCUUCAGAUUCGACACUAGAUUGGAUGGUGACAAGAACACCGUCUGUUAUGAUGACUAUGUACCAAUGGACGAGGAUCCAGUCUUGAACCCAUACAACGUUGGUUAUGUUGGUAAGAGAACCAUUAUCGAAAAGCCAGGUUACAUUGAGCAAUCUCCAUUCACAAACAGAACUUACAAGGUUAUCAACGAGAAUGUCAUUAACAAGGUCACUGGUAAGCCAGUUGCUUACAAGUUUGAGAUGCCAGCCAAGCAAAUGAUGCUUGCACAGAAGAACUCCUUCAACACCAAGAGAGCAACCUUUUCACAGAAGCAAUUCUUCGUCACCAAAUACAGAGAUGAUGAGCUGUACGCUGCUGGUGAAUUCACCAACCAAUCUACAAGUGACACCGGUUUGGGAGUGUGGCUCAAGAGGGAUGAGAGUGUGAGAAACACCGAUACCGUUGUUUGGCCAACGCUUGUCUUGACCCACCCUCCAGUCACCGAACAAUUCCCAGUCAUGCCUUCCGAUUUCAUGCAAUUCCUCGUUUCCCCAGCUUCGUUCUUUGAGAGAAACCCGGCUUUGGAUGUUCCAUUGGCUAACAACAACUUCAACAAGUCAAAGUACUACGAGGAAACAAAUGGCCCAUCUGCUAACCCAGCUUCUGCUUCUUGUUGCAAGACAACCCUCUAA
Messenger RNA from Williopsis jadinii, 2001 nucleotides. RefSeq lists its product as uncharacterized. Gene Ontology annotation, biological process: amine metabolic process. The record is from RefSeq and is a predicted model, not a curated record. Lineage: Eukaryota; Fungi; Ascomycota; Saccharomycetes; Phaffomycetales; Wickerhamomycetaceae. The transcript has a single exon. Gene Ontology annotation, molecular function: primary methylamine oxidase activity; quinone binding; copper ion binding. Bases 1 to 2001 code for a protein of 666 amino acids.